AUUAAAUAGCCCAGCCCAGCCCAUCAACUACCAUGUCCACAGUCCACGUAUAUAAUUAUAUCCAUAGCUACUGUGCUUGUCUAGCCUCUAGGGUUCGUGUACCCGCGCAAUCCGUACAUCUCAUAACUGCAAUUUGUUAUCUUACAAUAUCUGAUCUUUGGUGGAUUAGAGAUGGAGAAAGAAGGGCCGAUAUUCAGAGAUAUCAGGCGAUACUACUGUGAAUAUUGUGGUAUUUGUCGGUCUAAGAAGUCUCUCAUCUCCUCUCAUGUAUUAUCGCACCACCAGGAUAAGGUGAAUGAAAUAAAGGCAGAUGAUAAUGGGGAAAAAGAGGGGUUAAAGUCUAAUUUUUGUGAUGAUUGUGGCCUGAGUUUCCGAAAGCCUGCUCACUUGAAACAACACGUGCAAAGCCAUUCCCUUGAGAGACCAUUUACGUGUCCAAUAGAUGAUUGCAAUUCCAGAUACACGAGGAAGGACCAUUUGAACCGUCACCUUCUGCAACACCAAGGGAAACUUUUUACAUGUCCUUCCACGUACUGCAACCGCAGAUUUUCAAAUCAAGGUAACAUGAAGAGGCAUGUAAAGAAAUUCCACAAAGAUUCUUUGCCUAUUAAAGUUGAUGCUCCAAAAGAACAUAUAUGUCCAGAACCUGGGUGCGGGAAGGUUUUUAAGUAUGCAUCAAAAUUGAAAAAACAUGAAGAUUCACAUGUCAAGUUAGAGUCGACGGAAGCAUAUUGUACUGAUCCUGGAUGUAUGAAAUAUUUUACCAAUGAGCAGUGCUUAAAGGCUCAUAUUCAGUCUUGCCACAGGCACAUUACUUGUGAGUUUUGUGGAACAAAGCAGCUGAAAAAGAACAUCAAGCGGCACCUACUUACACACGAUGUUAAGCCUCCAUCUGAGAGGAUGAAAUGCAGCUUUAAUGAUUGUCUACACACCUUCUCAUCUAAAUCAAACCUCAAUCAACACAUAAAAGCUGUGCAUUUGCAACAACGACCUUUUGUCUGUAGCAUCCAUGGGUGUGGCAUGAGAUUUACGUUUAAACAUGUUAAAGACAAACACGAAAAAUCUGGAUGCCAUCUUUACACUCAAGGUGAUUUUGUAGAAACUGAUGAGCAGUUUCGAUCUCGUCCCAGGGGUGGAAGGAAAAGGGUGUGUCCAAGUAUAGAGACUUUUACAAGAAAGAGAGUAGUUCUGCCAUCAUCUGAAUCAGCUUCCAUUAUAGAUCAAGGACCUGAUUACAACUCAUGGUUGCUUUAAUCAGAGAAUCAUGCACACAACUGAUUUCGUUCAGCUCUUUAGCCAUACAACACAUAAUGGGUCCUAUUGUAGAGUUCUUGAUGGCUUCAUCUGUAGUUUUCUUCUUCUAGGGUUAUAUAGAACCUGUACAUUUAUCUAUUUACCAAUCAAAUCAGUAUAUAGUUUUCAAGUAGUAUAGUAAAAAUGGUUUCUGUAUUAUCACUUUUCUUGUAUAAAUGUAGAAAUGGUUACUACA
Daucus carota subsp. sativus is the source of this 1489-nucleotide messenger RNA. RefSeq names its product transcription factor IIIA. Bases 172 to 1254 code for a protein of 360 amino acids. The record is from RefSeq and is a predicted model, not a curated record. Gene Ontology annotation, molecular function: 5S rDNA binding; DNA-binding transcription factor activity. Gene Ontology annotation, cellular component: nucleolus; nucleus. Gene Ontology annotation, biological process: regulation of transcription by RNA polymerase II. The transcript has 7 exons. Lineage: Eukaryota; Viridiplantae; Streptophyta; Magnoliopsida; Apiales; Apiaceae.